This is a messenger RNA of Pogona vitticeps (central bearded dragon), 3191 nucleotides long. The record is from RefSeq and is a predicted model, not a curated record. NCBI's taxonomy places the organism in Eukaryota, Metazoa, Chordata, Lepidosauria, Squamata, Agamidae.
UUUUUCCCCCUCCCUUCUUCCUUUUAUUAUUAUUAUUUUUUUAAUUCUGCAAAUGAUUUUGACCCAGCUUGCUUCCUCUUGGAAUUUUUUUAAAAAAUUUAUAUAAAUAAGGGGGCCUGUCUGCGUUCUCGUUCUCUCUCUCUUUUUUUUCCCCCACGGCGAGUCUCUCUGCCUUCUGCUUCAGAUCUGCAUUUUCAACCAUCAGCCAGCCAGAAGGGGGGGUUUAUUUCAAUUUCAUCACAAAACACAAGGGGGAAAACACACACAGAGAGAGAGAGAUUCGCGAAUAAGAGCAAUUAAGGAAGAUGAGUGAAAGCAGUGGAAAAUCAAGUCAACCCUUGGCUUCCAAGCAAGACAAGGAUGUCUCUGAGAAGAGAGGACGAGGGCGGCCCAGGAAGCAGCCUCAGCAAGAACCCAGUGAAGCACCACCCCCACCCAAGAGACCACGUGGCAGGCCGAAGGGGAGUAAAAACAAGGCCACCUCAAAGGGAAGGAAAGCUGCUGUAACAACCCCUGGGAGGAAACCCCGAGGCCGACCCAAAAAAACAGAGAAGGAUGAAGAAGAAGUCAACAUUUCCCAGGAGUCAUCUGAAGAGGAGCAGUGAAACUAACCAACUGGUUCUACCUCACAGUUCAGUUUCGAUUUCUUGUCAAGUUCUGGGACUGAGGAAGGAACAAAAAAUCCUCACCCUUUUCUGAACUCCCCUCCCCACCUCCCCAAUGUACUCACAGUUAGAACAGCAAGCUGGAGUACAGUGUGAAACUGAUCAGCCAUCACAAUUGAUGUGUAACGUUAAUGGGAGAACCAUGUAUUUUGUUUUUUCUUUCUUUCGACAGGGUUAAAUUUUUAGCCUACCAGUUCAUAUAGUUCUGUUAUAUCUGUUUUUUUUUCACCUGUCUCUUCAGUAUACUCCUUGUAGAGAAAGGAGUAUAUAAAUCUUUAUAAUAACCACAUAUUCAUGUUGAAAAGAGUGGGCAACCUAGUUUUUCUUGGUCAGUCCAUAUCUCCCUUUUAGAGAGACCAUAACACUCUGCAAAAAGGAUAUUUUGGCAUUGGCAGAAGGCUGUGCCAUAGAGGAGAAUUGGGAACAUUUAUUUUUGGGAAGGAAGUGAAUAUAGUGGGGAAAGGCAGAACAAUGAAAAAAACAAGGCAGGCAGUAUAUUUUUCCUGUCAUAAACCAUUCACCUGGGUCUUGUUACUAAAGGAUUCUUCACUCCAUUUCUUCUGGUUCAAGAAUGACAAAUGAUCCUUUCAGUAGGCCCGUGCAUUUCUGUUGACAGUAUAUGAAGCCACAACCUGACCAGAUGCUUUGGAGUCAAGAUUGCUCUAGGCAAGACUGAUGGGAUUGGUGUUGGUCUCUCAUCUGCCCCCGGGAGUGCUUUUUCCACUGACCACGUUAACAGUUUCUCCCAUCCUCUUCCAUUGUAUUCGCAAUUGCCACUGCCUAGGUAGAAAGGACUUGCCAUGUCGGGACCUACAGUGAAAAGUUCUUUCCCAUGGUGCUCUCAGUCAUUCUGCACAGAAAGGGUUACUGGAUCUUUUUUUUAAAAAGUGAGACAAGACUUUACCAAGACCCCACAAAGCAGGAUGGCACCCCCAAUUUCAUGGGUCUCUUUGGGCUUGGUGAUUUUCGGCAUUGGAAAUAGCACAGUUUGUGUUCUAGCUACAGUUGUCUUUUCAAAACAUGUUGUCUUUCAAGGUUUUUCUUUUUCCUUCAUCCACAACUACCUCUGGAUAAUUUAAGUUUCAUUCUCUUAAACAUGGAGUUGCUGCUGUUUGGAACUUGCUGCUGCUUCCGAUGCUGCUGUACCGGUUACUAUGUUUUUAUUAUUGCAACAGGUUCUGUCUGGUUUCUUUCUCUGGAACUGAUGUUUUACACUAUAGAUAUCUUUAGUUUGAGUUGACUUUUAAGACUAUUGUGCUAUUUUUUUAAAAAAAGGGAUAAAGUUUUCUUUUGUCAGACUGAAGAGUGACUGAGAAGGGGGAGGUUCUCCAAAGAGUGGCAUUUUCACAAGUCACCUCUUGGCGCAGGCAGAGUUAUGUAUUCGUACCAUGGUAACAACACAUUGUGAUGUACAGUGAUCACAAAUAGCAUCUGAAAGUAUAGUCAUACUUUCCUUUCGGCCAUUGUGCAUUAGAGAAAUGUACCUCUUUUUAAAAAAAGAGUAGCAACAAAUAUGAAGAGGUGGCACUGGUUAUUUCUUAACAAAGCCCAUAUGUUUAUCAAGCACUUCAAGGUGGAGGAGCUGUCAUGUAUUGAUCUAAUAUUGGUGGCUGUGUCAGUUUCCUAUGCUGCUUGCUUCAAGUUCAAUUUGAGAGAUCAGUAAGAUUACUGAUUUCCAGUCAUUAUUUGGCACAACCUUCCUUUACAGCAGCUAGGACCUCACAUGGUUCACUUUCUGUCUUACAUACAUAUCCUUUUUGCUUUAGCACUUUGGUUCCUCAGACAAGCUGCUGAUGUGAUGUAGCCCAAGAUCCAACACCAUCCUGUCAUGGAUCUUUAUAUCCAAUAAUAACCUUUUUCUUAAAGCCAGCAGAAGAUGGACAACCACCUUCUUGAAGUGCUGUAUAAUUCCAAAAAUUGCUAGAGAGAGGGUCUUUGAUCUGACAAGACCAAGGAGUGGCUCUGCCUCUAUUUUGCGCAAGUACCCCUCUUAAAAAUGCAACAGUGGCCCUCUGUUGUUGAGACUGACAUUGGUCAAGAUCAGGAGAGCAUGAUUUGCACAAUGCCUGAACAAAUCACUUCUUCAGUAUACAGGUUGAGGAUUAAUGCUAUGGUUGAACAUUACGUCAACAUGAAGUUGAAGGGGCAGGGGACUAACUUCACUGUUUGCCAUUCAGGAGCUAUCUGUCCUUAAUUUUUACGAUUUUGCAGUUGUUAUAUCAGGGAAGUAGCAAGAAAGGGACAGUCUGUAUGUCUGCCUCUAUAACUGUUAAAAGAGCUGGAUGGUCCUUUCCCCAUCCUGCUUCAUCUUUUGAGCCAGUUGAUGCCAUGGGUAUAAAAGCAGUUUGUCAGUUUUGUAUUGAUGACAGUAUUGCAGAUGCUUCUAAAGCAAUUCUACAAAACCAGGCAGGAAAAACAAUAGGGUAGUAAAUGGUUUGUAGGUUAUGUGAAUCUCUGAUUCUUGCUAAAGAUUUCUUAACCUCCUAUUUGCAAUUUACUUGAAUAAAACACUUAAUUGAUGUUUCA